AUGGCUGCGCCUCUUGCGCGCACUGCGCUGCGGCCCGCUGCACGCCUCGUCGCAGCACCGCAGCGCCUCUUCUCCAGCGCCGCGCCGCGCGCCGCGCCCAAGGCCGACGCCGACGCCGACGGCGGGCCCAACGACGGCACGCGCGGCGCCUCGGCGGCGCUCGAGUACAAGCUCUCGCACCGCCUGCGCAAGCUGCCGCCGCUGCCGAGCCUCGAGCCGCCGACGUUUGAUGCGAGCGAGGCGGUGAGCAACAUCCUCUACAACACGCCGCCGCCCAGCAAGCAGCCGUUCAAGCGACACAUCCUCAACACGCUCGUCCAGAAUGAGCCGGGUGUGCUGUCGCGCGUUGCCGGCACGCUCGCCGCGCGCGGCUUCAACAUCGACUCGCUCGUGGUGUGCGCCACGGAGCACCGCGACCUGUCGCGCAUGUGUAUCACGCUCCGCGGACAGGACGGCGUGGUGGAGCAGAUGCGCCGCCAGCUCGAGGACCUCGUGCCCGUGUGGGCCGUGCUCGACUACACGGACACGAGUGUCAUCGAGCGCGAGCUCAUGCUCGUCAAGGUGUCCAUCCUCGGGCCCGAGUACUUCGAGGACGCGCAUGCCGGCCUGGCCGGUGCGCAAAGUCGUCCUGCGCCCGAGCUCGUCUCGGAGCGCGAGACGGAUGCUGAGCUCGCGGCCGGCGCCGGCGGCGCGUCGCACCCGCCGCCGCUGACGCCUACGGAGGCGCUGCGCGUCAAGUAUGACCACAUGCGCUCCAUCGUCGCGCUUGCUGAGCAAUUCAAGGGCAACGUCGUCGACAUCAGCUCGACGGCCGUCAUCAUCGAGGUCUCGGGCAAGACGAGCCGCUGCGACGCUUUCCUGAAGCUCGUGCGGCCGUUUGGCGUGCUGGAGUGUGCCCGCAGUGGCACGAUGGUGCUGCCGCGCUCUCCCAUCACAUCUGCAUGGACGGGCUCGGAGGACAUGACAGAAGAGGAGCGCGCCGAGGUCGACGCCAGCCUGCUGCCCCCCGGCUAA
Messenger RNA from Tilletiopsis washingtonensis, 1014 nucleotides. Its product is annotated as acetolactate synthase. Gene Ontology annotation, biological process: branched-chain amino acid biosynthetic process. Bases 1 to 1014 code for a protein of 337 amino acids. Gene Ontology annotation, cellular component: mitochondrial nucleoid; acetolactate synthase complex. Lineage: Eukaryota; Fungi; Basidiomycota; Exobasidiomycetes; Entylomatales. The record is from RefSeq and is a predicted model, not a curated record. The transcript has 3 exons. Gene Ontology annotation, molecular function: acetolactate synthase regulator activity.